Poecile atricapillus (Black-capped chickadee) is the source of this 1029-nucleotide messenger RNA. It is a transcript of the gene MEOX1, whose product is annotated as mesenchyme homeobox 1. The transcript has 3 exons. The record is from RefSeq and is a predicted model, not a curated record. The coding region runs from base 1 to 750 and encodes 249 amino acids. Gene Ontology annotation, molecular function: DNA-binding transcription factor activity, RNA polymerase II-specific; RNA polymerase II cis-regulatory region sequence-specific DNA binding. Lineage: Eukaryota; Metazoa; Chordata; Aves; Passeriformes; Paridae. Gene Ontology annotation, cellular component: nucleus. Gene Ontology annotation, biological process: positive regulation of transcription by RNA polymerase II.
AUGGAUCCCAGCAGCAGCAGCUGCAUGCGCAGCCCACAGCCUCCCACCCUGCUCUGGGGGUGUGUGAGGAGCUCCCACACCGACCUGACCACAGCUCCAGGGCUCAGCCACUAUCCAGCAGCAGCACCAUUCUCCUUCCAGCAAAAAUCAGAUUUUGCUGCUUACUCCGAUUUCUCAGCCUCCUGCCUGGUGACAGCUCCCCACAGCUUUCCACAGGAGGAGCGGGCACUUGUGGAGCAGCACCCCUCAUUCCAGCACUCUGACUGGCACCUGGCAGCAACUGAGGCCAGAAGAGGAAUAAAUCCAGGACUGGCCUUGGCUUCUGGAGAAUCAGAGAGCAGCAGCCCCAGCCUUGUGAGUGUGGCUGUGGGUGCGGAUGAAGAUGAUGAGGCACCAGCAAAUCCUACAAGUGACUGUGAGAAAAAGCCAUCCAGAAGGAAAAAGGAAAGCUCAGAGAACCAGAACUCAAGCAAUAAGGCAGAAAGCAGCAGCAAAUCACGGAAGGAAAGGACAGCUUUCACUAAGGAGCAGCUGCGGGAGCUGGAAGCUGAAUUUGCCCACCACAACUACUUGACAAGGCUCAGGAGAUACGAGAUAGCUGUGAACCUGGAUCUCACCGAAAGACAAGUCAAAGUAUGGUUUCAAAACAGAAGAAUGAAGUGGAAACGUGUUAAAGGUGGGCAAGCAGUGCCCCCACACGAACAUGACACAGAGGAUGUGGACUCUGCUGCCUCCCCCAGCUCUGAGUAGUCCCUGCAGCAAUGGGAGAGGAGUUUGGAGAAAGUCAUUGAUUGGAAUGUGGGUGCAACUGCUUAGAAUCAGCUACACAAUGAGAUCACCCUGCCUGCCCCAGUCCUGUAGCCCAUAGUCUUUAAAAGGUGCAUGAUGCUUGAGGUUACCGAGGCAAUUAAAGAGCACAGGGGGGAAAAAGCCAAGGGAGAGCAUGAUUUUGAUUUUUGUCUCUCAAACUAUCUUACUACCACAGAUGUGUCUACAGAAAAAAAAACAACAAACACCAAAUAGAAAACA